This is a messenger RNA of Quercus robur (English oak), 1819 nucleotides long. Its product is annotated as putative lipid phosphate phosphatase 3, chloroplastic. The record is from RefSeq and is a predicted model, not a curated record. Gene Ontology annotation, biological process: phospholipid metabolic process. Gene Ontology annotation, molecular function: phosphatidate phosphatase activity. The transcript is spliced from 8 exons. NCBI's taxonomy places the organism in Eukaryota, Viridiplantae, Streptophyta, Magnoliopsida, Fagales, Fagaceae. Bases 810 to 1700 code for a protein of 296 amino acids.
AUAAUUAAUUUAAUCCUCUUCUGAUUCUCAUCUAAUUACAGAAUUAUUAUUAUUAUUAUUAUUAUUAUUUUCAGUUCUGAAAAUUAAAUGUUGAAUUAUGAAUUUUGACUGGUUGAGUUUUGUUUAUGAUUAGAGAAGUGAGGCUUUUUAAUUAAUUUCCGGGACUGAUUUUAUAUAUGUCUUAGAAUUCAAUGAUUUUAUCAGUCUGGAAAUUGUGGUGGGAUGUUGGGGGCUUUUGUGUUGUUAAUCAGAAUGCAAUAUCUAAUGUUGUAAUCUGCUUCUUCAACUAGAGCAAAGUUUUUCUUUUCGCAGUUAUUACUCGUGUUCCUAUAAAACAGAAAAUAUAAUGUGUAGAAAAGUUUUAGCUUUUAGCCUAAGAAGUACGGACACCUUGAAACUAUUGGCGUGUCAGACACUUUGUCGAAUUCAAGUAUGUUGAGGACACUCUGCAUGCGUGUCCAGAGUGUGUAGGGAUGAAAAAACAUCAUUUUCCUUAUUUAAAUAAUACUUUGAUUAUAUAUAUAUAUAUAUAUUAAAAGAUUUUGAUAGCUAUUGCUUAUUUUGAAAAUUUAAAAUAAACAUAAAAUAUGCCUAAAAUGCAUAAAAUAUAGGUAAAAAUAUAUUAAUUAAUUAAUUGUCGUAUUUUUGUGUCCUAAUUCUUCAAGAAUUGUUCGUGUUCAAGAAAAAAAAAUUUUAGCUUCCAUUCAUCAGUGGAAUAUAUUAGAUUCUUUAAUGAGCUGAGCAGAUAUAGAAAAGUUGAGCUUGGGGCACCGGCACACACUAUUAAAUCUCAUGGCGCUGCUCUUGCUAUGAAUCACAAGCAUGAUUGGCUUAUAUUGCUGUUUCUUGCAAUGAUAGAAGUCACUCUAAUGAUCAUUCAUCCAUUUUACCGCUUUGUGGGAAAGGAUAUGAUGGAAGACCUUAAGUAUCCUAUGAAAGCCAACACAGUUCCUGGAUGGUCCGUUCCUAUGUAUGCAAUUCUGUUGCCUAUUGCCAUCUUCCUUCUCGUCUAUAUUCGUAGGGGAGAUGUGUAUGAUUUGCACCACAGCACUCUUGGUCUCUUAUUUUCUGUGCUGGUUACUGCGGUGAUUACGGAUGCAAUGAAAGAUGCAGUUGGCCGGCCUCGACCAGACUUCUUUUAUCGUUGCUUUCCUGAUGGAAAGGAAUUUUAUGAUCAAUUGGGAAAUGUAAUCUGCCAUGGUAAAGCUAGUGAUAUAAAGGAAGGGCACAAGAGUUUCCCAAGUGGUCACACUUCAGCGGCCUUUGCAGGCUUAGGUUUUUUGUCAUUUUACUUGUCUGGAAAAAUUCAAGCAUUUGAUCGCAGAGGGCAUGUGGCAAAACUAUGUAUAAUUUUCCUUCCGCUACUUGUCGCGUCCCUUAUUGGUGUCUCACGAGUUAUUGACUACUGGCACCAUUGGCAAGAUGUGUUUGCUGGAGGUUUGCUAGGGCUAGUUGUGGCAGCAUUUUGCUAUCGACAAUUCUUCCCAAACCCUUAUGAUGACGAUGGAUGGGGCCCAUAUGCAUAUUUUAAAGCUAUGGAGGAGUCACGUUGCAAUACAAACACGUCCAAUAAUAUGACUGCACCUGAUGUGCAGGCCCAAGGGAUUCAGGUUGUGAACCAACCGGGAAGACAAAAUGGUGGGGCAGUAGGCAAUCUAAGCUCUGCCCAGGAUGCAAUGGAAUCAGGGAGAUCAUUGUGAAUAUCUUGUACUUUAUGCUUCUGGACUUCAUGUAUGUAUGUGUAAAUGACAAUUCUCUGUAUCAACAGAACUUUAGGCUUAGCAAUGUAGAAUGCAGAUUGAUUGUGGCCGUUAUUGAA